This is a messenger RNA of Parnassius mnemosyne (clouded apollo), 1287 nucleotides long. The record is from the annotation of a GenBank genome assembly. NCBI's taxonomy places the organism in Eukaryota, Metazoa, Arthropoda, Insecta, Lepidoptera, Papilionidae.
AUGAGGUCUGUAAAUAUUUUCGGAGUUUUUAUGUGCAAAUAUAUUAAAGGAUCGUUUGAACCAAUUUUGAAACGAAAGUAUUCUACAAAAACGCCAGGUUUACUUAGUGAUAUAAACGUACUGGAUCUAACAAGAGUUAUUGCCGGACCAUUUUGUACUAUGACUUUAGGGGACUUAGGCGCAUAUGUCAUUAAAGUAGAAAGUUUGGAUGGAGAUGAAGCCAGAAAGUGGGGACCACCUUUCGUGCAUAAUAACAAAGAUUCUUUCUAUUUUAUGUCUGUAAACAGGAAUAAGAAAAGUAUCUGUAUAGAUUUUAAAUCUGUAGAAGGCAAAAAUUUAAUGUACGAUCUAGCUAGAAAAUGUGAUGUGAUGGUUGAAAACUUUGUACCCGGCAAACUGGACCAACUGGGCCUGGGCUAUGAUAGGUUGAGAAAAAUAAAUGAAAAGCUUAUAUACUGUGCUAUUACUGGUUUCGGCCCAACUGGACCAUAUGCACAAAAACCUGGGUAUGAUGUAAUAGCAGCUGCUAUGGGAGGUCUGCUUAACGCAACAGGGGAGAGAAAUGGCAACCCAGUGAAACCUGGUGUUGCAAUCACUGAUAUAACAACUGGUUUACAUGCUUUUGGAGCAAUCAUGACAGCAUUGUACCACAGAAAAAAUACAGGAAAAGGACAAAAGAUUGACUGUAAUCUAUUAUCAACACAAAUCUCUAGUAUGAUUAACAUUGCUAAUGCAUAUUUGAAUUGUGGAAUUGAGCCACAGCGCUGGGGCACUGCCCAUUCGAAUAUAGUGCCAUAUCAAGCUUUCAAGACGAAGGACGGUGAAAUAGUUAUUGGAACAGGCUCUAACGCCCAAUUUGCAGACCUGUGUAAACUCAUUGGUAGAGAAAGUUUGAUAAAUGAUGAAAGAUUCAAAGACAACUCUGUAAGAGUAAAAAAUAGAGAUGAAUUGAUUGAGAUUAUUAGUAAAGUUAUUGAGACAAGAACAAAGAAGGAAUGGAUGGAAGUUUUUAAAAAUGCCUCAUUUCCCAAUGGCCCAGUUAACACAAUGAAAGAUGUGUUUGACGAUGAGCAUGUAAAAGCUAUAGAAUUGGUAAAAGAAUUACCUCAUCCAGAUGCUGGGACCGUAAAGGUUGUUGGACCGCCAACUGUUUACAGUGCUGGGGGUAAUAGUGCUAGAUCUGCUCCCCCCACCUUAGGACAACACACAAAGGAUAUUCUGUCAAACUUUCUGGGUUAUCAUGAGGCUAAAAUCAAUGAUCUUUUUGAUAAGAAAGUUGUGCGAUGA